Molecule: messenger RNA, 1232 nt
Organism: Rhagoletis zephyria (snowberry fruit fly)
Lineage: Eukaryota; Metazoa; Arthropoda; Insecta; Diptera; Tephritidae
Product: serine protease easter-like
Biological process (GO): proteolysis
Molecular function (GO): serine-type endopeptidase activity
Source: RefSeq, a predicted model, not a curated record
UACUCAUUGAAAACAUUGUAAACAGUUCUGGAUUGACGCUGGAACAGUGAAGUUACUAAUAUUUUAAAUUUUGCUAGAAGCUGCUGUAUGUGCAUUUGAAAUGUCUGAAAGUUUUCAUUUGCGUUUAAUUCUAUGUAAUUUGGUGGUAUUUAUUGUAUUUAAUCUAUCCGCCUACUCUGAAGCAUCCAACAGCUGUGUUACACCUUUCGGCGUCUUAGGAGAUCAGUUGCCGCUAAGCGACUGCAAACCAAUGGUCGACUUUUUAAAUGAGUAUGGCUUGAAAUUGACAUCAGACCACAGGAAAUUUCUUGAAAUGAGUUUUGUGGAUUUCAAAAAGCGCAUUGUCUGCUGUGACCUCGACUUCGAUUCCGUGCGCUCUUUCGAUUCAGUUGGCGUUGAAAUACUUCGCAAUCAAGCUUGUGGUGAUAAUUCUCGCAAGCGAAUCUCUUUCGGUUCCGAGAGCACUUUCCUCGCUCAUCCCUGGGCCGUCUUACUCAUCUAUAAUCGCGGUCAUAAAUUCCAAUGCGGCGGUACUUUGAUAACGAAUCGUUAUGUGUUGACAGCAGCGCAUUGCGUAAAAGCGCAUCUUUCUGGUGUUCGUUUGGGCGAGCACAACAUUAACGUUACUGUCGAUUGCGAAUUGGAUGAGCUGGGUGAAGAGCAUUGUCUAGCGCCGCCGCAAGAUGUUGGCAUUGAAAAGUUGAUUAAGCAGCCGGGAUAUUCAGCAACGAACUACAACAAUGAUAUAGCCUUACUACGAUUGGAGAGGCGAAUUUCAUUUUCAAGCAGCGUAAAGCCCAUCUGCAUACCGGAAUACCAGAACCAAGUGUUCGAGAAGGAAUGGGGCAUUAUAAGCGGCUGGGGUUCUACAGAGAAUUCAACCUUUUCGAAUGUGCAUCGUCAAGCUAACAUACCGAUCAUAUCGCGCGAGAGCUGCCAGUCGGUAUAUCGGCGUCGCAGUGUGGACAACACAAAACUCUGUACGCGUGGCAUUGAAGGGGAAGACACCUGCGAUGGCGAUUCCGGUGGACCCCUGUACGUUCGCGUAGAGGGUCAUGCUAGUGAACGUAAAUUUCGUUAUGUUCAAGUUGGUGUUAUAUCGCUGGGUUAUCAUCAGUGUGGCACGAAAAAGAAUACACCGGCGUUAUAUACAAAUAUUGCGUCCUUCUAUGAUUGGAUUGCAUUCAGCAUAGAGCUGUGAAAAUAAACACUCUUUAAAAUUUAAAAUUAAA